AUGCGCCUACUGGAAAAAGAAGCUCGGAGAAGGAGAAUGAUUCUGAACCAGAACCAAAAGAACACUCUUCAUGCAUGGUUUGAGAAGAAUCCUAAUCCAGAUUUAGCUACAAGGGGACGUCUGGCUAAGGAAUUGGGCAUCUCAGAGUCUCAAAUUACGACUUGGUUUCAGAAGAACAGAAAAAUAAAGAAACAAGUGGAGUUUGAAUGUUGCUUUGAAGAAAGCCAAGCCCAGGGAAAGGAUAAACCUAAAGUUAAAGAAGCUAGGAGGAGACGGACAUGUUUCUCAAAAAUUCAGAUUGAUAUUCUAAUUGAAGCUUUUGAGAAGAAUCGAUUCCCUGGUAUUGCUACCAGGGAAAAACUGGCUCAACAAACAGGCAUCCCGGAAUCUAGAAUUCAUAUAUGGUUUCAGAACCGGAGAGCUCGGUAUCCAGGUCCCAAACAGGGCACUCAGGCAACUGCUCAGCUAUCCCAGAACAGCCAGUGCCCUGCCCUGAAGACUACUGAUCAACCUGCUCCUUCCAAAACUCUCACCAGCCGCUUAUCAGUUACAACAGCUCUUUCUCCACCCCACACACCAUCUGGUCCUUCGAAUCUCUCCAGGGGCCAUCAGAAGCAGUUGUCAAGGACCACAGGAUCACAGCCCUCCCAGGUGGUACAGGGAAGGGGUGAUGGUCAAAAUUCCUCAGCGUGUAUUGGCCACUUAUCACCGGUAGUAACUCCAGGAGAGGAGGGCUUCCCCACUCAGGCUCCUUUAUGUCUUCAAAUCCAAGAAAGACGGCAAGAUCCUGGUGAGAGCAGUGGUUCGGCUGUACCACCCUUAGACAGUUCUAUUCAGGCUCCAGCCGUCAAUCAACACUUUCAGGAACUGGACCAGACAGACUUUGCCUUUCUGCAACACUGGGAUGAAUGGUUCCAGUCGAUGCUGGCUGAAUGGAUACCCGACGAAGAAUACUGGACUCUUGGUGACUCUGCGCUCCAUCCACAGCAGGCGCAGCUUCAGCAGCCUGCCAGUGUAUCUCAUCAAGUGGGCACAACCCCACAGCAAUAGGUUUACCUCAAGCCUUUUCUGUUAAUCCCCACUGCACACCAGUUUUCAGGAAAAGACCUCAUCUUUCCACAUCCAGGCCCCAUGUAGAUGACCGUGCUUUGCUUGGAGAGCUUCUCAGAUAUUUUCAGAUUCUCUUUCACAGCGUGAAGUUUAUCAGUGACUCAGAUUGAGGAAACUGUCAAGAUCCUAAUCCGGGGCCUCUGUCCUUGGGUUUGAAAUCAGUGGAUAUAGUGAAGAAUAAAAAGACCAAAUUGUGGAACUCAU
This is a messenger RNA of Alexandromys fortis (reed vole), 1314 nucleotides long. Its product is annotated as double homeobox protein B-like. The transcript is spliced from 5 exons. Gene Ontology annotation, cellular component: nucleus. NCBI's taxonomy places the organism in Eukaryota, Metazoa, Chordata, Mammalia, Rodentia, Cricetidae. Gene Ontology annotation, biological process: regulation of transcription by RNA polymerase II. Gene Ontology annotation, molecular function: DNA-binding transcription factor activity, RNA polymerase II-specific; RNA polymerase II transcription regulatory region sequence-specific DNA binding. The coding region runs from base 1 to 1050 and encodes 349 amino acids. The record is from RefSeq and is a predicted model, not a curated record.